Rubroshorea leprosula is the source of this 727-nucleotide messenger RNA. The record is from the annotation of a GenBank genome assembly. NCBI's taxonomy places the organism in Eukaryota, Viridiplantae, Streptophyta, Magnoliopsida, Malvales, Dipterocarpaceae.
AUGUUUAUUUAAUGGUUCAAGUUAGAGCGCCGCAAUCGCGGCACAUUUUUCUUUUCUCUUUUUCUAAAUGAUUUUAUGAUUCAUUUGUAUUCCUUCAUUUUUACCGUAGAUAUCUUGCUCAUUUUUACAAUGGAAGCGGUAGCAACCGCUUUUCUAUCUGCAUCCUUGGAGUGGUUAAUGGACAAGUUGGGUUCCAAGUCCAGUGAGUUAUGGAAUCGACAGAAGCAGGUUCGUGAUGAGUUGCAAAAUUGGAAGAGUCUUUUGCCCAAAAUAUGGGUUGUGCUUGAUGAUGCGGAGAAGAGGCAAACAGCCAAUCCUGCUGUGGAGAUGUGGCUUUCUGACAUCAGAGAUUUGGCUUAUGAUAUGGAGGAUGUCCUUGAUGGACUAGAGGCUGAUGAACGAAGAAAGAAAUUGACUGCCAAAACUGAUAGACCCUGCACAAGUAAGGCGCGACAACUGAUUCCCUCGUGCUUCACUGGUUUUAAUCUCGAUGUUUUCAUCCCUGGUUGUGAGGCUGUUUCCAAGAUAAAGGAGAUUUCUGGCAGACUGGAACGUGCUGUGAGAGAGAAGGAAGCCCUGGGCUUGAAAGUUGAAGAGGCCGGAACUAGCGUAACAGCUCCACGAUGGGAGCCGGCCACUACUUGGUUGCCUGAACCUCAUGUUUAUGGUCGGGAAGGCGACAAAAAUGCCAUUCUUCAAAAGUUGUUGAAUGAUGAAGGUGACUGAA